AUGGCUCACCUCUCCGACAAGUCCUCGAAUGUGCGACGAUACUUAUACAGCAAGCAGCAUAUUCCAACCGUCCGGAUCGCCGUCCUCGGAUGUGGGAAUGUGGGCAAGAGAAGUAUACUGCGAAGAUUCUGCUAUGGCAGUCUGAGCGAACGAAGUCCCACGUCCAAGACAGAGCUCGAAUGGCACAAGCAUGCAGCCGUACAAGGACGUGAUGUCCACGUGCAAUUCGACAUGAUGAGUGACGAACCGUCUCGAAUGUCAGAAUUGGAUUUACUGGACUUCUGGAGGUACAACGAGGCGUAUAUGGUGGUCUACGAUGUUACAGAUGAACAGUCUUUCGACGUUGCGGGCCAGCUGUGCGAAGUACGUUCUCAAAUACCACGAGAACACCCUUGGCGCGUGCCCGUCUUCCUCGUGGCGUCGAAGGUUGACCGAUGGAGAGGCGGAUGGGCGGUGCCGCUUGCGAGAGGAGAGGAGCUUGCCAAGCGUGUGGAUGCCACUUUCUUGCCCGUGUCCGCUCUGAGCGGCGAAGGGACGGGUGAUGAGGUGAUCGUGGACAUGGUGGGCAGUGUGCUGUGGAGUCGAUAUCAGAAUGAAAUGGAUUCUCCACCUCGGCCGGGCACGCACGCGGACACUGCGUCUACUUCUGAUGCUGCCACCGAGUGGCCUUUGCCCUCAUCACAACCGCCACCCCGACCUCCAACGAUAUGGCAGCGUACCGGUCCUGGUAUACUACGGCUGCUACACCGAUCGGGGAAACUGCUUGAGUGGUUAAAACCAAAGCAGAACGUCCACCAUUGGACACCACCCACCAAAUACCCAGAGCGGAAAGACUCAUCGGUCGUCUUGGAACCGCCGCCACCCUUACCUACUGAACAAGCCCGAUCACGCUCGCUCACGGAUCUGCGGCGGAACAGAAGCAAAAGCGUGGUUUUUGCCAUCAACAAAACCGAUACUCCUGAGCCACCGCUUCCGCCUGAUACACUCGGCCAUCCAGCCAAACCGUAUCGUCCUAAUAAGAGACGUUCUCGAACUAUGAGUCUGGAAAUGUCGCUCAGUGGAGAGUACUUCCGGCAGGCCCGUGAUCAGACUCCCGUUCAGAAUCCACCUCGUGCGUGCGCGACAUAACAGUACAUGUAUACCUACCUACCUACCUAUACCUUACCUUUGAGACGCCGUGGUGCGGAUGACGAUAUUGGAAAGAAAACCAACCCCAUGAAGCUGGG
Sphaerulina musiva SO2202 is the source of this 1226-nucleotide messenger RNA. RefSeq lists its product as uncharacterized. The transcript has 4 exons. Lineage: Eukaryota; Fungi; Ascomycota; Dothideomycetes; Mycosphaerellales; Mycosphaerellaceae. The record is from RefSeq and is a predicted model, not a curated record. Bases 1 to 1128 code for a protein of 375 amino acids. Gene Ontology annotation, molecular function: GTP binding; GTPase activity.